Molecule: messenger RNA, 977 nt
Organism: Drosophila serrata
Lineage: Eukaryota; Metazoa; Arthropoda; Insecta; Diptera; Drosophilidae
Source: RefSeq, a predicted model, not a curated record
AGUGGUUGUCUAGCUCUCCCCCAUUCUCAUUCUCAAUUCGUAUUCGAUUGGAAAGAUGUCGAAGUCUAAAAUAAUUCUUAUAUUUUUGUUCCUGCUGGGCAUUUUGCCUGAAUUGGAGAGCUACAAUUAUUUAUUCAUAGAACCGUAUGAACGUAACUAUUUGACCAACUAUUUCAAUGAUGCUAAUCUAAACGAACGUUAUGAGAGAAGUGAGUUCUCGUGCGGCCAUGGAACCACUGAAAAUAAACCGAAUUGUGCCAGCUCUGUGGGCACCGGUGAUCCCAAGAAGAUAGCCUAUGGCAUUGCCCAAAAGGCAGCUCUGGAUGCCAAGGCGGCGAGUGAUGCACAAAUUGGUGCCGCCGAGGCGGCAUCCCAACAGGUGAAAGCCGAAUUGGCCUACAAGGCCGAACAGUCGGCUAAGGCAGCCGAAGCGGCUUUGGCUGGCAAACAGCAAAUUCUCGAUCAAAUGCGUCUCGAAUUGGCCGAUGCUGAAGCCGCAUUGGGUAUUAUCACAGCGGCAAUGCCGAAAUUUGGUGAAAAUGCUGAAAUGUUGAAAGCAGUUUCCAUAAAAUCGGAGAAACAAGUUGCUUACAUGAAGAAAAUCGUUGAAAUCGCCAAUGCACAUUUGGAUAAUGAUAAAAAGGUGGCCAAGGGGGCACAGCAAGAGGUCGUUGAGAAGACAGCCCUGAUGACGGCAGCCAAGCAACGUGCCGAUAUUAUACACAAUCGUUUAGCAGAAGCCACCAAGGAUCUGGAUGCCACAAAGACGGCUGCCUAUAAGGCCUCCUGCGCUGCGGUCGAGGCCAAGCAAAAGGCUCAACGCUCGCGUCGUGAUUCCUGGCUCUAUGAUGAUCUGGAUUUGUGGCUUUAAAAUCCCAAAAAGAAACAAAAAACAAGUUCUAUGUUUUUAAUUUGUUCAUUUGAAAUUAUAUAGUUUGUGAUAAAAAGAGUUGUGGGGCCAGCUCUAACAAAAUGUA